UGGAGGUGGUCUCCUCCCAGGACAGUGUGGCCAUUCGCAAGGACCCAGUCGUUCACAUGUUGACCGAACAAGAUGGUGCACGCCGACAACGCCAGGAUGAACUUCGUGGUGCCAGGGGGAGACCACCUGGUGCUGCUCAACGUCUACACACAGUGGAUGGAGAGCGGCUUCUCCACACAGUGGUGCUACGAGAACUUUAUCCAGUUCCGCUCCAUGAGACGAGCCCGGGACGUAAGGGAGCAGCUGGAGGGUCUGAUGGAUCGCAUCGAGGUGGAGGUGGUCUCCUCCCCGGAAGACAGUGUGCCCAUUCGCAAGGCGGUGACUGCAGGAUAUUUCUAUCACACAUCGAGACUGAGCAAAGGCGGCUACAAGACGGUGAAGCACCAGCAGGCGGUCUACACCCAUCCCAACAGCUCGCUGUUCGAGGAGCUGCCCCGCUGGCUCAUCUACCACGAGCUGGUCUUCACCACCAAGGAGUUCAUGAGACAGGUCAUUUGCAUCUCUCGCUCAAAUAUCUGCUGCGUUGCAGUAGCUGUGGUCUGUUUUUCAGACGCUUGUUUUCGUGAAUGUGAAACACAGAAAACAGCCUCUGUUUAAAAUGUAAACAGUCACACCUUCCUCUGAGUCCAGUAAAUGGGAUUACACCGAAUAUCUAUUAAUGGGGCAUGACUCUGCAAAUUAACGAGGAAGUGGGGCGAACUUUCCCGUAUAAUAUUUCACUGUGAGCUGGGCUGAAGGAGACAAACCCUCAGGGGACAGACUGGACAAAUAGAAGGCACAGGGGCACAUUCCCUCCCUUGUACAUGGCAGAGUAAAAACAGGAAAAUUACUUUGAAAGCUUGAAAAAUGCAUAAAAUUAAAAGGAAAGGCAUGGAAAUGUUGUGUGGAGCCGGUUCGGCUCAUGAGCAGCUACAUGUGUAUUUACAUGUGAAAUUAUUUCCUGCUGUAGCUCAAUAUGACAGACUUGGACAGUGCUCGAUCAGUAACAGCAUUCAGCACAGGCCACAUGGAGCUGAGAGAUGAAGUGAAAAGUAGGUCACAAACUCAGCGACGGGUUUAAUCAUAAACUUUGUACGUCAGCGGUGCCGCAACAAACAUUAAUGCACUUAAUUAACAAACCUGAGGCUUUGCUGACUGUUCAACUGUACGUAUGCACUAUUACCAAGACGUCUCCACCAAACUCAAACCGAGUCAUUUCCAAAGGAUGAGUUUUAUCCACAUGUGAGGUUCCUUAUCUUGUUUAUUUCCAUUUUCAAUAAAGUUUUAUGAUCUGUUUUUUGUCAUCGCACUCGUGUUCACCAUAUAUCAAGGACCCACUUAUUCUGGUUUUAGUCCCUCCAGUCAAGUCCCUGUUUAACAAGUUGUAUUAAGACGCCAUGUUUAUACAGCUCCCUGUCGAGUUAUUCUCCUGCUGGUUUAAGUUGUACAUAUGGACUGUCAGUUUGGAAAGUUGGAAAAUGUUUUACAGAAUCACCUUCUUGAAGUUGUGCUACUUUA
Messenger RNA from Limanda limanda (common dab), 1497 nucleotides. Its product is annotated as pre-mRNA-splicing factor ATP-dependent RNA helicase DHX16-like. Gene Ontology annotation, molecular function: RNA binding. The transcript has 4 exons. NCBI's taxonomy places the organism in Eukaryota, Metazoa, Chordata, Actinopteri, Pleuronectiformes, Pleuronectidae. The coding region runs from base 73 to 597 and encodes 174 amino acids. The record is from RefSeq and is a predicted model, not a curated record. Gene Ontology annotation, cellular component: intracellular anatomical structure; catalytic step 2 spliceosome.